CAAUUUAGAGGGGGUUAAUGCUUAAAAAGGAUGACUGUCCUAAUUGACCGUUGAGAAAAUUACGUAUCAGUUGUGUUAUAACAGAUGACUUCUCCACUCAUCUCUCACAUUUGUCACUUUCUUUUGUCUUUUGAAGAAAAGGAAAAAGGAAAAAUAGCAGCCCUAUCUGUCAUUGUUCAUCUUACAAGAAAAGGAGCUAGAACAACUCCUUGGAGUGGAUAAUAUUAGAAACGACAGACUUAUGGUUGUGAUUGUGAUGGCGGCUGCAUAUCAGCUUGUGAGGCAAGAAUGAUGAUAGCUUUUAUGUUAAUUAAGCUGCAUUACUGUGCCAGGAGAGCAAUGCCAGUGCAAAAAAGACAAAUUUAUGGUUGCUGUGAGCCUUUGAUUAUUUAAUUGAGCAAGUAGUUCAAAUGUCUCACAUCAAAUAAUGCACACUUCUUAAUAAACUCAAACUUGCAUUUAUCUAUUGCAAUUUAUUCAUCAUUGCCAAGUCAUGCAACUAAAAUAUUAUAAGUAGUGUCUGCAAUUGCAAUACAAGUUUCUUAUGGAUUCCCUAUUCCCCACUGGAUCUUGAUUAUUGCCAAAAAAUUAAUUCUCAUUCCAUCUUCCAAUCAGAAUUCCCCUCAGGCUUCUUCUUUUUAUCAAUAUCCACUGUUUUCUUCACUUUCUAAAAUCUUUAUUGAAAGUCUGGUGCUGCUAUCCACAAGUCAGGUUUGCAUUCCUUUUUGCUGUUGCAUAUUUUGAGGAUAGUGUUCUUAUAAAAUGAAGCGAAUGGCAGCAGAAGGCAAGGUCGAUGGGAAAAAGUUAAAGAACACGAGCCCUCCAGUUCCACCACCAUUGCCCAGGUUUCUGAUUACAACAAAAGCAGCGGUUAAGCCAAAGACUCCAUCGAGCGUGACAAACCAAGAGAUUGCAAAGUUUUGGAGGCAGAAGCGCAUGGCCGAAGAAAGUCACUUCCUUGCAGCUAUCAAGGCUGCAGCUCGAAUCAGAGCACAGAAUCUCUCGGAGGAUGAGUACAAGGCAUUUGAAGAAUCGUUGCAGGAGGGUGGCAGUGACGAGAAUGCCAAGAUCAUCAUCAAGCCAGAUAAAACCGAGCAGGAGAUCAGAGUGGGGAUCAAGGACUGGUGGACAAAGAGCAGGUACGCGUACUUGAACCAACCAGCGAUCAAGUCAAUGGAUAAACGCUAUUCCACAUACAUUUCACAGCUCACUUGUUACACGACAGCUCCUCCUCGGGCUACAACCACCUUCAGCGUUUUCUAGCUCGUAGGCAAUUCACGCCAUGCAUGCCAGCAUUACUGAUUUCUUCUUCAUUUGUGUUUAAUUUCCUGCAAAUCUCAGCUUCCUUGUUUGCUUCUGCACAUCUGUUCUGUGAUUGUAUCUUCAGCUUUGGAAAUAAAAUGCUGAUUGAAUGGUGCUAUGUAAACUAUAUUAUUAUGUUGUACGUUGUGUGAUCAAAUCAUCCUUGUAUUCGGUUAUUUUGUCAUUGCAACAUUUAUUCAUGGUUAACAUGUUAUUUUAUUUAGACA
Molecule: messenger RNA, 1529 nt
Organism: Ipomoea triloba (trilobed morning glory)
Lineage: Eukaryota; Viridiplantae; Streptophyta; Magnoliopsida; Solanales; Convolvulaceae
Exons: 4
Coding region: 763-1263 (166 amino acids)
Source: RefSeq, a predicted model, not a curated record